CGCGCAGUAUAUGAUAGUACGUCAGCAGCGGGAUGGCCGUAGCUGUGGCGGCGGCUGCAGAAGCCCAGGCAGCCGCGGCCGCAGUGGAGGCUGAAGCCCGAGCGGCGUCGGCGCCGGCACCCCGGGGAGUUUAAGAUGGCGGCGGGGGGGGCGGCGGGCCUGCGGGAGGAGCAGCGCUACGGGCUGUCGUGCGGGCGGCUGGGACAGGACAACAUCACGGUGCUGCAUGUGAAGCUCACCGAGACGGCGAUCCGCGCGCUGGAGACCUACCAGGGCCGCAAGAAUUUAAUUCCUUUUCGACCUUCGAUUCAGUUCCAAGGGCUCCAAGGGCUUGUCAAAAUUCCUAAGAAUGAUCCCCCCAAUGAAGUGCAUACUUUUAACUUCUAUUUGUCAAAUGUGGGUAAAGACAACCCUCAGGGCAGCUUUGACUGCAUCCAGCAAACAUUCUCCAGCUCUGGAGCCUCCCAGCUCAAUUGCCUGGGAUUUAUACAAGAUAAAAUUACAGUGUGUGCAACAAACGACUCGUAUCAGAUGACACGAGAAAGAAUGACCCAGGCAGAGGAGGAAUCCCGCAACCGAAGCACAAAAGUUAUCAAACCCGGUGGACCAUAUGUAGGGAAAAGAGUGCAAAUUCGGAAAGCACCUCAAGCUGUUUCAGAUGCAGUACCUGAGAGAAAACGGUCAACCCCCAUGAAUCCUGCAAAUACAAUUCGAAAAACACACAGCAGCAGCAGUGUUUCUCAGCGGCCAUAUAGGGACAGAGUGAUUCACUUACUGGCACUGAAGGCCUAUAAGAAACCUGAGCUGUUGGCUCGACUGCAGAAAGAUGGUGUCAAUCAAAAAGACAAGAACUCCCUCGGAGCAAUUCUGCAACAGGUAGCCAAUCUGAAUCCAAAGGACCUCUCAUAUACUUUAAAGGAUUAUGUUUUUAAAGAGCUUCAAAGAGACUGGCCUGGAUACAAUGAACUAGACAGACGGUCAUUAGAGUCCGUGCUCUCAAGAAAACUAAAUCCAUCUCAGAAUGCUGCCAGCACCAGCCGUUCAGAAUCUCCUGUAUGUCCUAGUAGAGAUACUGCAUCUUCUCCUCAGAAACGGCUUUUAGAUUCAGAUUUCAUUGAUCCUUUAAUGAAUAAAAAAGCUCGAAUAUCUCACCUGACAAACAGAGUGCCGCCAACAUUAAACGGCCAUUUGAAUCCCACCAGUGAGAAAUCUGCUGCGGGCCUCCUGCCGCCCCCUGCAGCCGCUGCCAUCCCUACCCCUCCACCGCUGCCUCCAACCCACCUGCCUGUCUCUAAUCCUCCUCAGACUGUAAACUCUAACUCCAAUUCCCCUAGCACUCCAGAAGGCCGGGGGACUCAAGACCUACCUGUUGACAGUUUUAGUCAAAACAGUAGUAUCUAUGAGGACCAGCAAGACAAAUAUACCUCUAGGACUUCUCUGGAAACCUUACCCCCUGGUUCAGUUCUACUACAGUGUCCAAAGCCUAUGGAAGAAAACCAUUCAAUGUCUCACAAAAAGUCCAAAAAGAAGUCUAAAAAACACAAGGAAAAGGACCAAAUUAAAAAGCAUGACAUUGAGAUGACAGAAGAAAAGGAAGAGGACCUUAAAAGAGAAGAGGAAAUUGCCAAGUUGAACAACUCCAGUCCAGAUUCCAAUGAAGGAGUUAAAGAGGGUUGCACUGCCUCCACGGAGCCUUCUUCAACAAUUGAACUCCCAGAUUAUUUGAUAAAAUAUAUUGCUAUUGUCUCCUAUGAGCAACGCCAAAAUUACAAGGAUGACUUCAAUGCUGAGUAUGAUGAGUACAGGGCCUUGCAUGCCAGGAUGGAGACUGUAGCUAGAAGAUUUAUCAAACUAGAUGCACAACGAAAGCGGCUUUCUCCAGGCUCAAAAGAGUAUCAGAAUGUUCACGAAGAAGUCUUACAAGAAUAUCAGAAGAUCAAGCAGUCCAGUCCCAAUUAUCAUGAAGAAAAAUAUAGAUGCGAGUAUCUUCAUAACAAGCUGGCUCACAUCAAAAGACUAAUAGGUGAAUUUGACCAACAACAAGCAGAGUCAUGGCACUAGAUCUCUGCUUGGACCGGAAGAUGUGAAUAAACUUAAGCUUAUUUAUUUAAAAUUCCAAAUGAGUUGCUCUAAGAUUCUAAAAAAAUGAAACUUUGCUUGUUGAAAGUUUCAGUAUUAGUAAACUUGAGUUAUUUACUUUUUUUUUUUUUUCCACUUUACUUUGCUUCCCUGCAUUUUUGAAGCUGCUUUUUCUGGUCCUUCUCUCCCCACCCUCACCCUACCCCCCAAGACUUAUGUUUGUCAAUAGGAAUAAUUUUUUUUUUUUUUUAGAUAUUGGGGAUCCAGUGUCUAUACUUUAAAUCAGUUCUUUUCCUUAAAAACUUAUGUUUGUCAUUAGAAAUGAUUUUUUUAAGAUAUUGGGGAUCCAAUGUCCAUACUUCAAAGUUGUGUGUUUAAAAAACAAGUCAUGUGCAAAGUGAAAUGCUUUUGGAUAAACAUAAGCCUAUUUUCUGACCUUUCUUAAUGCAAACUCUUUGCCUUAAAUGGUAGAAUAUUUAGAAAUUUGCACAAAAUACAAAAAAAAAUUUAAACAUUGUUUUGGAGGGUUAAGAAACAGAAAGGUGUACAUGUGUGGGUGCAUAAAUAUGCACCCACAGAUGUACAUACAGCCUGACUUGAUCUAGACAGUAAAUCCGCCCUGCAAGUUAACCCCCCAUUGCAAUGGUUGCCUUAAGGUGUUUGCUAGUUGUGUACAUAGUGUGGUUAAUCAUUAGCUACACUGCUUCCCACUUGGUUAGAGCAAUGGGAAGCAUACUGUGGCCUACCAGCGUCUGAAAGCGUGUGCUCGACCUGUAUGUGUGCAGAGGUGGUGUGGAUGUGAGCGUGCAUGGAGGAAAAAAGCUGCUACUCUCAGUAGGCCAAACGCUCAGGUUAAACAACUGACGAGUGUUACUGUAGGGGUAUUGUUUUGUUUUGUUUUCCUGUCAAAUUGCUACUUCUAUUGUAGAAGACAAAAGCAUUUCCAUUUCAACAGUCUGUCAGCUUUAUUAAUGUUGGGCAAAAUCAAUAUGUUAUGAAAAUGAAACAGAUCUAUAGUUUUGGGGCAAAAUUAUAAAAAUUAAACAUGUAGGUAACCUAUUUAUAUACUGCUAUAAAGUAUUUUUUGAAGAGAGAUAUGCAAAGAAGCUAUUACCUACAUGAAAUGUAUAUUUAAAGAUUUUUUUUUUCAUCCUGGGAGCCAGGAAUAUAUAAAAAAAAAAAAAAGAGAGCGGAUAUAUUUAACCAUAACAUACUGUGAUUCAUCAAACAGCACAAACUUUCAUUUCAUGGAGUUUAUCUGUUGACGUUGAUUUAAACUAUCAUUUGUUUUAUCAUGUGGGAACAUAAGUUAUGUGGUCAAAAAUAUAAGGAUUUUGAACUAAUGUUGAUUCAAGUUGUGUUGUCUUAUCGUAUUGUCUUUUCAAAGUGCUGCCAGUUGAAAAGGGAAGCAUUAUGUUUACAAAUCUGUUUUGAAAUGUUUGCCAAAAUUUUGGUAGUAUCUUUAAUAAAGAUGUUUGUCUCCAGCAUCCAAAAAAUAAAUAAUAAAUAAAUAACUUUGUUGUGUAUCAGUGUAAACCAGAAAAUGUUGGUAUCUAGAAAACCUGAGAGAGCAUAUAGAUGAACUGUUCUCUUUGCAGUUAUCCUAAAGCAUUAACUGGAAGUGUGGAUACUAUAGAAGAGUUUACAAAAGUAAACAGACUAUGCAAAGACUGAUAAAAGACCAUGUGCACUAUAACUCUAUAACAUCACUACAGAAAUGAGAUUUCUAUAUAGCGUGGACCUCUUAAGGAAUUGGUUUCUUUUCACACUGAGAUCCCUGGUGCUCUUCCUUUUACCUCAGAAUGGGUACAAUCAUUACUAAAUGUUCAUUGAUUUCAAAUUUUGAGUUGUAAAAAGAUAGGUAAGGAAACUUAAUUGGGGAUAACUUUGUUCCAUAUGUUAUGGUGGAGGCUCCUGAGGGAUUUGUCUGUAGGUAAUGACCUCACUGGUGUCGUUUCUUGGACAUCUUGGCCUUUUAAUCAAAGAUUUCUGCUGCUAUUUGCUAUGAGCAGUGUUUCUCAAAAGCAAGGUGCUUAGACCAUUUGCAUCACCCAAAUUAGAAUCUCUAGGUAUAGGGCCCAGGUAUCCACACUUUUGUAAAUAUCCUCCAGGUGACUUUUGCAAGUGAAGGCAUGAGAACCAUUGGCUUAGGUAAGGUGUUAAAUCUUUGGGUCUUGAGAUAUCAAAGUCUUGAAGUUGAACUAUUGGCUUUUUUUUUUUUUAACCCCAUCCCUGUCAGCAGGUACAAAUCACUCUUCCCCUCUACAAGAUUGUGAGGCACCCUCUCAACUCUUUCACUGCCAACUCUUAUUUCAGAACUUGUUUAGGAACAAGCCUUCUAGUUGGUCCUUAGUCCUUGGAGCUCCCACCGACAUACAUCAGCACAUCUUCUGGUUUACAAAUUGGGUAAUAAUGGAAGCUGGAGAUAUGUUAUGAAAAUCCAGCACUGCACAUUCAUAGACUUGACAACCUACCUAUAAAAGCCUUAAUUUAGAUAUCUGAUGUGCACAUUGGGCAGAUCCUUGCAAGAUCUGUAUCAGUUGCAAAUCUGAGUUAUGAAUCACUCAAUCUGCUAUUACCUGAGGCUGCAUCUCUUUGAAGAUGAGCAUGAGCCUGUUAAAAUGCUUAAAAUCGCCCUUUACCUAGUACUGCAAAACUUACUCGCAACUGCUGCAGGAAUGAGUGGCCACUUAGUGCCAGUUACUCUGGUAGAAGAAUUUCUUUAGUCAUUUUGAGAGAUCCAGUAAGUAUAAAACAGCAUUAUCAAGGUGAGAGAAUGCAUUAUUUAUCACAUUUCAUCUAAAAUAAUUUGAAACACUUUUGGAAAUUUUUACCAACAGCAGAUUAACUCCAGACUGAAUGAGCAGCCUAUUUAAUAUAAACCAAAAGGAACAUUGACUAGAUGUGAUUUUGUUUUUUAAGUAGGGAUUCUGUUUCCUAUCUUGUCAUGUAUUUCCCUUGGAAUACUUGAGAGGGGGUAACGUCCAACUCUAGUGAUGGAUGUUCAGUGCUUGCUCUCACAAAAAUAAUUGGUGUGAUCAGUUUAUGUCAUUGCUCCAUGCACACCGAUCAUUAAAAAAUUCAGUAUUAACUUUCCUUUCAUCUCUAAUUGAUCUUCUAAACCUUAUAGUUUUCUUUUUCCUUAAGUAUUUCACCUUAUUAUGUAAAACAAAUGCAUACUUGGAUGUUGGAAGCAAGACGCUGAAAUGAGGAUUAGACACAAGUGGUUCAUUAGUUCCAGCACUCUCCUUGGUUGCCUUAUCCCUUCCAUUAGUGCAUUCUUUGCUUCUGGAACUUGGCUGAAACCCUUCAACCAGUCCAUGGUGUUUCUGGCAGUGUGAGUGUUGAGUCCUGUAUGCUUGGUAUAUGCCCUUACUACUUUUGAAGUUCAUACGGUUUAUUUCUUGCCUGAGUAUUACUAAAUCCUUUUCUUAUGUAUACCAGAUGGGGGAAAAAUUAAAGCCAGCAUUACGAGGAACCUUUUGUAAAAGGAUAUUAACUGACACUACUAAAUGAAGGCAACAGAAGAUGUUAUCAUUGUUCUUUGUAAUCUGAAACUAAACAAGGCUGGGAGGCUCAUUUCAAAAUAUUUUGAAGUGGAGUGUGUGUGUGUAUACACACACACACUUGUUUCUCAGUUGUUACACCCAAACCAUGUUAGGACUCUCAAAGGUAAAAUGUCACAGGGACUUUUCAGUUGUUACAAAGCUCAGCAGCUGUGGUGGUCCCUUUUGUUCUACACCAAUUUCAGUUCAAUAAAAAUGUUAACUUUGCAA
Molecule: messenger RNA, 5855 nt
Organism: Canis lupus familiaris (dog)
Lineage: Eukaryota; Metazoa; Chordata; Mammalia; Carnivora; Canidae
Gene: ELL2
Product: elongation factor for RNA polymerase II 2
Exons: 12
Coding region: 136-2061 (641 amino acids)
Biological process (GO): transcription elongation by RNA polymerase II; positive regulation of transcription elongation by RNA polymerase II; snRNA transcription by RNA polymerase II
Cellular component (GO): transcription elongation factor complex
Molecular function (GO): cis-regulatory region sequence-specific DNA binding
Source: RefSeq, a predicted model, not a curated record